Messenger RNA from Thermochaetoides thermophila DSM 1495, 6672 nucleotides. RefSeq lists its product as uncharacterized. Gene Ontology annotation, cellular component: mitotic spindle; mitotic spindle pole body; cytoplasm. Bases 1 to 6672 code for a protein of 2223 amino acids. NCBI's taxonomy places the organism in Eukaryota, Fungi, Ascomycota, Sordariomycetes, Sordariales, Chaetomiaceae. Gene Ontology annotation, biological process: meiotic chromosome separation; proteolysis. The record is from RefSeq and is a predicted model, not a curated record. The transcript has a single exon. Gene Ontology annotation, molecular function: cysteine-type endopeptidase activity.
AUGGACUCGCUCCAAGCGCAGGCCGACGCUGUCCGCAGCGCGGUCACCUCCGUGACGACAUGCUCGCCGGCGACGUCAUCACUCCUCAAAACUCUGCUUCUCGACAUCAACAAUAGCGCUACUAUCAACAGCGAUUCCGACUCACGACCUUCAUCUAAAACUUCAAAUUCGCGAUCCCGAGCCAGCACAAACACCCGCGCGCCUUCACGACGCGGCAAAUGCGACUCGCCCACGCCAACCAGCCUCUCUCCCCGCGAGAAGGCUGCUCUUGCGACCCACGUCGUCAACGCGGCGCUUAAGGCACUUGCCGAGGCCGCAAAGACUGCUUCGCCAGCUCCAGCACCAGCCAACAGCGAGCCAUUGUCACCGGCAAGGCAACAAAAAGGACAAGAAGACAGCGACCUGGUCAAGACGGUCACCAAGAACAAUGCCGCUGCUAUACGCCGGUCCAGUUCCGCGCCGAUGUCGCCUCUUCAGCCUAGGUCGCUUAACAGGCAGACGACGCCGCCUGCACCGACGGGCAGUCGGCCCCCUUCGAGAGGGAGCAAUCAUAGUACUAACAACAACAACAACAACAACAGCAGCAGCAGCAGCAGCAGCAGCAGCAGCAGCAGCAGCAGCAGCAGCAGCAGCAGCAGCAACAGCAACAACAACAGCAACAGCAACAGCACGAAUGUGAACUUGCUCGCGACAGUCGAAUGUGCCCGCGUGGCGCUCGCCGCGCUGCGACAGUUGCCGUCGACAGGCAAGAUCUCGCCUCCCGAGUUACAACUAGAGUCAGGCAUGUCAGCUUUGAUCGGCCGGUUGAUUACCCUCGGCCUACACGAGCAGGCUAUUAAAGAGUUGCGGAUCCUGAGGAAAAAGCUCGACACUUCCAGCGACAAGAAGACUUCCUCGAAGUCAACCGAAGCGAAAACAACAACAACAACAACAGCAGCCCAAGUCUUCACAGAAAUCCUCGAUUUCGGCUCCGUAGCAGCAACAGGCGCAAAACUCCUCCUCAUCAUCCAAACCCAACUCCACGCCCUCCGCAUCCUUGCCACCACCACCUUCACCUCCAAGAAGCCCUCCACUAUCGCGGCCAUCCUGCCCCUCCUCCGUCUCGACUCCCACACCUCCCCGCUCAACCUCUUGCUUACAGCCUCCAAAGAAAAAGGCGCCGACACGGCGAAAAUAGCCCGCCACACCGAAACCCUAUCCCAAGUCCUGCUGGCACUCACCCCUUCCGUGUCAAGCAAAGACGACACCCUUGCCCUCGAGCCCAGACUCUCCAUCCCCCCGCUAGCAGCCCUCGAGCUACAAGCCCUUGCGCUCGAAGCAAGGAUAGAGUGGUGGCGACUGGCAGGCCACAAGGGCGAUGCAGAAAAAGACAUUAUGAUCCCGCUGUCGCGGUGCUUGGCUGCGUUUGCCAGGCGGAGUCAGGACCGGUCGCGCGAGGCGUGGGGGGUUUGCGUGCGGGCUUUUGAGAGGGUUUAUAAGGGGGUUAAGAACCUGGGGAUGAGCGUCGCGAAAGGGGGGAGGUCUGCUUUGGCGGGGGUGUUGCAAAGUUUGGUUACUGUUGCCAAAGAGGGGGGGUUAAUUACCGAGGGGGUGACGUGGGCGGGGAGGUUGGUUGAGGUUGUGGGAGCUGAAAAGGAGGGGGUUAAGUUCUGUAGCUUGCAGGCGCAGGUUUUGGGGCUAAAGCUUAAGGCGCCGGAGAGGUUUUGGGGGGCUGAGGAGGAUGCAGAGUUGAAGAAGGUGAUGGAGUGUAUCAUGGGCCCAUUGAGGGGAGACACGGCGGAGUUGGAUGAGUUGUUGGGGUGUGUAUGUGGCUUGAGGAAGGGGGCGAUGCAGGUUUUGCUUGCUGCCAUGCGGGACAACAACAACAGCGGCAGUGAAGAGGCGGAGUAUAAGCCGUCCCCAGAGACUCGGCAGCUGCUGGAGUCCUUCGUUUUGCAAUGUCCCCGGUUCUGUCUCCGCUGGCUAGGCAAACCCCCCGGCUCGAGGGGCAACACAAAAGACUACCUCCGCUACGACCAGCGCCGGCAACUGUUAACCCAAUACCUCCCGCACGUCCUGGACUCCUCCCUCCUCCUGAUCAAAACCCUCCUCGACCACGGCACGCCCGCCUGGGAGCAGAUCGACGCCAUUCUAUCCGACUGUUCUACCCUCCUCGAGUACACUCCCCUCCCGGACUCCUCUUCGCCGUCAUCAUACUACGUCAAGAUCUCCCACUUCCACUACCUCCACUUUAUCUCUCUGCGCCAGCGCUCCUCCAACCCCCAGGACGUUGGCCCCCUAAGGGCAUUGCGCAAAGCAGUCGACGUUGUCAAGCACCGUUCUAAGCCUGAGAAAUCGGCCGCGAAACUCACGCUCAAACUAGAGCGUCUCGCUGACCUGUGCCGAUCCCUGGGGCGGAUUGAUGAGGCGCUUUCUGCGCUGCAGGCUUUGCGCUCGAGUCUGGUUGAAGACGGCGUGCUUAGGAAGAUUGCAAGGCGGUUGCAGACGGAGAGUCCGGUGGUGGUGUGGAAUAGGGAUGAGGGUGCCUUGCCCCUGGGACGGUGUUUGGUUGGGAUUGGGAGGUUGGAGACCGUAUGGGUGGAUUGGACGGUUGAGUUGGAGGAGGAACAGGAAAGGGGGGCGGUGUUGGAGUGGUGGGUUAGGGUUGGGGUUUUGGGGAGAGGAGAGGAGGUUGGGUUAGGACAUGCGGUUGUGGAGAGGUUGUUGGGGGUUUAUAUCCCUACGAAAUAUCCGGUGCGCAGGUUGAGGGUGUUGUUGUUGGUGUUGUGUGCGGUGUUGGGGGACGGGAAGACGGCGGGAGAGGUGUUGGCUUUGGCGAGAGAGGCUUCCCGGGUUGCUUCUGGGGAUGAUCUGGGCGAGGACAAGGGGUUGGCGUCCUUUCUGCCGCAUCUCAAGACCCUUUGUGCUUCCCUGGAGGCAGCAGUCGACGAAUACCGCGACAUUCGCGCCGUUGAGCAGUGCCUCACCUCCUGGCGUGGCAUCGUCUCCUCUUGCGAGGACAAGAACACCCUCGAACAAUCUAUCGACGACGUCCCUGGGCUCCUGGAACACCUCCAAGCGGUGGCAGAUUUCCAUCGCAUGAAGGGGCGCGAGACAAUCCUUAUCUCGGUGCUGGAGCUGAUGGCCGACAUCUCCCGUCUCGCCGAAGGCCCCAGAGCAGAGGACGUCAUUGUCCACGGCUCAACCUUCGGCUUGCAGCUGACGAAUCUGGGACGGGCAGCCAAGGCAGAGGAGGUCUUUCGUAAGAUGGGGGAGUACCUCGCUUCUCUGCAACCGCAAGACUCAUCUGACAAUGCUGCGGUCGGCGAGGGCGCGGUUAACUACCAUCUUGCCAUGGCUGAGCACUUUGUUGCGUUGGGCCAGAUACGGCAGGCCGAGGAGCACCUUGCUCUGGCGCACAAUGCGGCUUCGGAGGAGGGGGCCGUGCAGAAGUAUGGCAAGGUCGAGAGGAGAAGGUUAGUUGCGAGGGCGUGCUAUCUUUAUUCCGUGGUAGCCCUGGAGAGGGGAGAUUCCCAUCUGGCGCUGGUGUACGCAAGGGAAAGUGUGAGGAACUUGUUUUCGGAGUGGGCGAGGCUCGAGGCAAAGAUGUCUUCUUCUUCUUCUUCUUCUUCUUCCCCCACAGAAACUCGACAAGAGCAGCAGCACCAGGACGACCCCGAUGCUAUGGACAUCGAUGCCGCUCCUCCUGCUCUUGAGUCCACUAGAACACCAAAACGAGACGCCCAACACACCGCGGCAGGCCCCGAGUUCUGGCGUCUCUUCUGCUCACUGCACCGCAACAUCUCCUGGCUGUCUGCCGUUUACGCUCACCUCGGUCUAUUCAACGAAACAAUGUACUAUGCCGAACAGGCGCUGCGCAUGGCGAACCUAAUUGGCUCCGAGUUCUACUCUGCGCAAGCGGCGGCAUGGAUCGCGUCGGUUGCGUGGCGUGCCGCGGACGUUCAAAAGGCGGGCGAGAUGCUCCGGCAAGUUAUGGCGGGUCUACUGGAGAAGGAUGGCGGGUGUGAGUAUGCCCGGGCGGUGCUUGCUUGUCGCGUGAGUGAGACGGCGCUGGCGCAGGGGGAUUUGGAGAGUGCGAGGAGGCUGCUGGAGUGGGCGGAGGGGGUUGUGAGGGGGAUUGCCAUGGGGGGGCAAAAAGAGGUUGUGACGGUUGAGGUUGCGGAAGAGUACGAGGGGAGGAAGGCCCCUAUUAGGGCGACCAGGACGAGAAAGGCGACUACAAGGGCGCAGAGUACCACGAGGAAGGGGGCUAUGCGGUCAGCGAAAGGGAAAUCGGCUUCGACUACGACCACGCCGUCUAACUCUAGGCCGGGUACGCCCGAGGUCAAGGAGGAGGACGCACUGCUCGCGAAGCUAAAAGCGUACAUCCUCGUGCAGAAGGCGAGUAUGAUGCUCAGGCAAAGGGAUUGGGCCGCCGCGCAGCAGGUCCUGUCUGAAGUCCCUGCUCCAGCAGUGCAGUCCAAGUCAUCCAGCUUCCUGCCCGCCCGCCAUCUCGCCAUGGCAGCCUGCCUCCUAGGCAUGAGCAUGGACCAGAUGGCUCAUGACCCCGUCUUUUCGGUCAUUCAAGACUCGACCAUCUCUUUCCCUGCUCUUUCAGGUUCAGGCAGCGUCUUGCUUGCGGGCAAAGGGUCACCCGUCAAAGCAGCUGCUUCGCCGGUCGUCACAUCGCCCAGGAAGCCAGACUUGCCGACGACGACGAAGACGACGACGACCACGACCGAGACCGACCCCCGCGUGUAUGUCGAGCACCUCAAGUCUGCGCAUGAUUAUCUUCUCGAGGCGCAUGCCGUGGCCGCGCUGAGCGGCGAUGCCAGUCUGGUGCAUCGCAUCUCGGGAAUGCUGCAGAAUGUGGGUUUGAUACUCACCGCCACGUCGACCAAGAUCCGGCCUGCGGCUGUUCCAUCGGCGCAGACGGCAUACUCAGUUGAGCUGGCGAGGAACCUUACCUGGCGACGGGAGAGGAAGGCCCUGCUGCAGGAGAAGAAGGGUUUGGUGAAUGGGAAUGGGACAGAGAUGACGAGCGUGCAGUUCCCCCCGCCGCCCAACCUGGCUGCGUCUGCACCAAGAAGGUCCAGCUUGGGGUUUACGCUGGAUUUGCACCGCAUUCAAAGGGAUUACAUCGACCUCGUUCCCAAGCACUGGCACGUCAUUUCGCUUUCGCUGUCGGACGGCGGACACGACCUUUGCAUAACCCGCCUACAAGCAGGCCAGGCCCCAUUUGUCUUGCGGCUACCGCUCGAAAGGGCAAGUUCGCGAGACUCUUCCGUCGACGAAACCGACGUCUUCGACUUCCACACCGGCCGCGCCGAGCUGCUGGAGAUCAUCAAGGAAAUCAACCGGACGUGUCACGACUCCCGGGAUAUGGCCGCCAAGGGGGAGAGGGAAAAAUGGUGGGCUGAGCGCGAGGCGCUGGACCAGAGGUUGAAAGAGUUGCUGAUGAAUAUUGAGCAUGUGUGGCUCGGCGGGUUCAGGGGCGUCUUCUCGCAGCAUGGGAGGAGGCCCGAGUUGUUAGAGAAGUUUCGGGCGAUGUUUGAGGGAGUGUUGGAUAAGCAUUUGCCUUCGAGGAGGCAGGUUGGAAGAGGUAAAAAGGGAAAGGGGGUCGCGGGGCAGACGAAAGUGGUGUUGGAUGGGAAUGUGUUGGAGCUGUUUAUUGGGUUGGGGGAUGCGACUAAGUCAGGGGCGGAUUUUGAUGAGGAGCUGACGGAUUUGCUCUACUUCGUCGUCGACAUCUUGCAGUUCCAUGGGGAGAGGAACGCGUACGACGAGAUCGACUUUGAUUCGAUGGUUGUUGAGACCAUGGAUGCGUUAAUGGCGUAUCAUGCCGAGGCGAAUGCUGCCCCAGAGUCGGAUUCGCACGCUCACACCAUCCUUGUCCUCGACAAGCAGCUGCAUGUCUUCCCCUGGGAGUCUCUCCCCUGCUUGCAGGGCCUGGCUGUCAGCAGAAUCCCGUCGCUGGCCUGUCUGAGGAAGUUACUUCUCGACCGCAGGCGCUCGUCCUCUCAGAUCCAGGGCGAAGACUCCGAAGAAGAAGACCCCCGCUCCGCCGGCCAUCACGCCCCCCUCUCCGGCGGCACAUAUAUCCUCAACCCCUCGUCAGACCUCCUAUCCACGCAGAAAACUUUCGAAUCCCUCUUUUCCACGCACCUCCAUUCCCCCAACUCCUGGACACGUAUAAUCUCCCGCCCCCCCACUGAACCCGAAUUCCUCUCUGCCCUCACCCACUCCCCCAUCCUCCUCUACUUUGGCCACGGUUCCGGUGCGCAGUACAUCCGCUCACGGAACAUCCGCCACUUGGACCACUGCCGGGCUACCGUCCUGCUCAUGGGCUGUUCCUCGGCGGCCUUGACUGCCAAGGGCGAGUUUGAACCCUCCGGCCCGGUCUGGAAUUAUAUGCUUGCCGGGGCGCCGGCCGUGGUGGGCACGCUGUGGGAUGUAACGGAUAGGGAUAUCGAUCGGUUUGCCGGGGGGGUGUUGGAAGGGUGGGGGGUGCUGCCGGAGGGCUGCAUGGGGGAAAAGAAUGGCAAGAAAAAGGCGGGAAGAAAUGGGUUGAGUUUGGUGCAGGCUGUGGCAAAGGCGAGGGACAGGUGUCGGUUUAGGUAUGUCACGGCUGCGGCGGCGGUGGUGUAUGGGAUUCCGGUUUAUGUGGAUGUUGAUGGGAAGUCGAAGGACUGA